Rhopilema esculentum is the source of this 4009-nucleotide messenger RNA. RefSeq lists its product as uncharacterized. Lineage: Eukaryota; Metazoa; Cnidaria; Scyphozoa; Rhizostomeae; Rhizostomatidae. The record is from RefSeq and is a predicted model, not a curated record.
GUUAAAACAAAUCAUGCAUCGCAAAUGACAAGGCCCGAGAGAAUGGGAUUCCUGCAUUGAUAGCGGAUGUUUUUUUUCAAGCACGCUGCCUUUCGCAUUUUCGCAAAAAGAACUGCAGGCGAGACGUGGAGACGACCAGCAGCUGUGUAGUUAACGUCUUCCAUGCGUAAGUUGACGAUAUUGAUCAAACUUAUAGACAACAUAAGCUGAUUGAUUGCUGAUUGCUUCUUCAAACUGAUUUUAAGAUGAUGAAAAGAUGUGCGUGGCUUUGACAAUUCCUCGCCACUGAUUGUCUCCAUUUUUAAACUGUGCUGCUACAGCAAUGAUGUCCACCCAUUUGGCUGCUGUAUUCUGGAUUUUAUUUCUGAUUUCUGAUUCGUUUAAAGGUAAACUGGCACAUGGCGCAACGUACAAGACAGUGCUUCAUGGACCUCGACUGCAUUUCAGCGGAACCUUCAUCUCUGACGUCGCAACAGUAAACAACCAAAUUGUCAACUACGAUACAGAAUCUUUUUUGCCCCAUCAUUCGCUGAGCAAGUUUGAGGGGGGCAAUGGGGGUUAUAACCCAUUGGGCACAAAUUAUUUCAUGCUAAAAGACGUUUUUGUUAAGAAAGUUUGCUACGAAAACAGUAGAUGUACCAGUGAAAAAGCGAAAGAUGCAGUGAUCGGGCUUCCUUUGCAAGAUGGAGGCCUGUCGUCAGGGGCCAAAAUGGUUGAUAUUGAUCCACUGGACUUAAGAUGGACAGAGAUAUGGGCACUUAAAAUCAAGAUUCCCAAAUUUUUUGAAACUGAUUCCGCAGUGUUGACUCUGCGAAACUUAUGGGAAAGACAAAUCAACGGAAACCAUACGGAUCAUGUCUUUUCGGGCCUGUUUCAUGGUGUUCUGAAGAAUGUAGAAUUUCUAGGUAGCACAGAACGUUCCAGUUUUCUCAAGCAGUUGAAGUGGGUGGUGCAAGAAUCAAAAAAUAAACUUCUAUCAAUAAGGUUCAUUUUGGAUUUGUUUGAUGAAAAAAGCUUAGGAGGUAGAAUCUAUGGCACGAUCGGCUGUCAAGGGGAUGAUUCUUCUACAUCUAGUCUGAGUGGACGAGCUUUGUUGCCAAGGAAGUCACUGUAUUCAGAGGCAGUCUUCACGCUUGAUCAUGCUAAUGACGUCAUCGUAUUAGAUCUUGGAAACAGUCUUCCUACUGGCUUAGAUGGAAACACGUUAAAGGAAGCGGGUGUCUCAUACUACGUGGCUUAUGCACAUCAAAGUAAUUACACUUGCAAAAAUGCAGCGAGCAGCAUCAAAGAAGAUUUCGAGUUGCUUGGAGAAUUGCCGGUCACUGAUAAAAAUUGGCUAACGCAUGAUGCUGGGUUUGUUUCAAUUGGUAUUCCGCGUGGCAAAACAGAACUGUUGAUGCGAAGACAAUUCUUUAUCUUGAAGGUGAAAUGGGACGGCUCAAAAUUAACCUGUGAUGAUAUUGUGCUGAUGGAAAGAUGUGACGGGAUUCAAUUGACACCAAAAGCGAAUUUUGUUUAUAGAAAAGAAUCCGGGGAUCAUUUGAGCAUCGAAUUGAUUGCAUCGUCAUUUGGUGAACGUCAGUCCGGAAUUCCCAUUGAACUUUCACUUGAAGCACCAAAGGAUACAUCAGUCUUUAGCUGUUGUACACCUAAGUUUGUUUUGCCAGUAGAACUGACAUCUGGGCCCGGAGGCAUUGCAUUGGCAACGGUAAAGCUUCCCGUUCUUAAUGCCCCAAGGAAAAUCGCUGAUGGCCAGCUUUAUCGUGUUCUCUUUUCAGCAAGAAAUAAUUGCAGUGAAACACAACAAGGAACACAGCACAUCACUGAAACCGGUAGUUUUUCGAACACAUUAAUCUUAAAGGUAUUUGAUCACGUUGAACACCCCUUGAUGAUCACGUGGGUGGAUCACGUGUAUCCAAUUUUCAAGCAAUAUGCAAACUUAUAUCCAGUUAUGAAAAGCUCGACUUUUGACAUGAGUAAUUUCUAUUCCGUGGUCAGAUUUAAGAACAUGAUUCGAACAUCGCUUAGCCUCCCAACGAACCAUAGUAAUUACAUGCCAGUGUCACGUGACCUGUCACCCAGGAAACGAAGGAUGGUAAUUGAUUGGCUUUCACAAGACCGACCAAAAGUUGGUAGGAUAGAAAAUUUGAUCAGUAUUCAGAGACUACGCAUGCUGCUUCAGAAUGCAGUAGAAUUAGAGCAUGCGACCAUACCGCCGUAUCUUACUGCCUUAUGGUCAAUCAGAGAUGGAUACAAUCGCCAGGUUUAUAGAAUUAUUAAAGUGAUUAUACGACAGGAAAUGCUUCAUAUGGCACUCGCAGCUAAUGUACUAAACGCUGUCGGUGGACACCCGUCUCUUAAUCAUUCAACUUUCAUUCCUCAGUAUCCUUCGAACCUUCCAGGGGGGGUUGAGCCAGAUUUAAUAGUUCCACUUGAAAAACUUUCGCCAGAACUUAUAAAGAAUGUUUUCAUGCGAAUAGAAAAGCCAGAUACAAAUUUAGAUAACCAAAGAUUUCGCAGCAAAAUUUUUGAUCACAUGAAACUGCUAUUUCUUCACAAAAAUUGUAGAAACAAUGUAAAAACUAAUUGCAAGGAGAAUAUCGAGGCCAAAUUGAAGCGGGCCAGUAUCAGCUGUUCAAAGGAAGUGAGAGCAUAUCUAAAGAGAAUGAAGGUUACUGUUUUGAAAGACAUGGAAAAUCGAAACGAUUACGAUGCUGAUCCAAAAGAUUUUAUAAGAUUCAGAGAUAGCAUAGCAUCUUUUUAUACACAUAUCUUGUUUGUCUUUGCUUAUUUGACGGAUUGUGGAAAAAAUGAUUCGAUAUUUACUGGGAAUGCAAGCUUGCAGCUCACUACAGAUGGUUUUCGGUAUGGAAACGGAAAACUGACGAAAGUGAACGAUUAUGCGACAGCCAUCUAUGCAAUAAAAACAGUCAUAGAAGAAGGAGAGGGAACAUCGGGGUGCGACCCUUCAGUACAUUAUUUUGAUGCAGGAGAUGACUUCUCUCACUAUUCCAUGUUUCACACCAUCAUUAAGAAACGCAGAGUCUCCAUUAAACAUCGCAACAGCAAGCUGUGGAGGAAAUAUUCAAAUUCGUCCGAUUAUGAAUGCCAAGAUACUUCGUAUGACUUUUCGGGUCCACGUUUACGAUACAUACCAGGAGCGAGUUGGCCCAUCAUCUCAAAUGCAAGACAAGAGGACCUCAGUAAAGGCAACCUUCCAUGGGUACAGGGUCACGUGUUUGCACGGCUCUAUAAUAAAUUACUCGGCGCUUUACACAGAUCGUUCAAUGGCGAGAGAGAGUAUUUCAAGAACGCAAAAUUUUUAAUGUAUUCAGUUGAUUAUUAUGGAAGACGUCUUGUCCAAACUCCCAUGGACAGCAGACGGAGUCAAUAUGUAGGCCCUAAUGCUGCUCCCGUGUUUAGAUGGACAAGGAAUGACAACGCCAGUGGAAAGAGUGUCCGAAGUGGACGGUUGGAACCGGUCAAAAUGAAUGCUAAACUUCGGAAAAUGCAUGUCAGCUUGAAAGGAAAGGUUCAAUUGAAGCAUAAUGUAAUGAAAUAUAGAAUGCGACAAAAGCAUACCAAAUACAGAAAAAGAAUUAAAAGCAAUUUAAAGAUGGAUCGAAGGACUAAGACCAAACACACAAGCCUAGAAUAUGGAAAUUUGAUCACACUUAAGGAUGGCCCUGACUUAGUUGAUAUAAUUGAAAAUAGUGAAGACUUAAUUUACAAAUUGUCAUAUGGAGAUAGCAGUGUUGUGAAGGAUCCUGUUUUGCUUGACAUGGACGACAACAAUGGCUAUGAAAAGAAUUAUGAUAACGCUGAUCACGAUUUUGAAGAAAAUAAUGAAGAUGUUGACAUAUACGAGAUGAAGAAAAAAUGACAAAGCUGACUUUCUUUCUCAAUUUGAUUUAGCUGUUUUUAUAAGAGACAUUUAUGAUAUAGAUUUAUGAUCUGUGUGACAAUUGUCUUCAAAAUUUGAUACAAAAUGAAUUAUCUAAAGAGGGAA